CCUUCCAGCCUAUGACACACUUUCUCUCCUUUUUUCUCUCUUUUGCCUCCUCUGGUCUCCUGAGUCCUGCCUGGGCGUCGCGCAGCCCCCUCCCGGCCCUGCAGCCCCUGGGCGGGCUGCGCCCCUCGGACGGUCCGGGCGGCCCGGACCGAGACCCAGAGCGCUGGGAGGAAGCCGGCGGCCUGCGCGGAGGAGGCGCCGUGGCUGGCGGAGCAUGAGCGGCCCAGGUUCGGCCCGACACGACUCCAUGUCCAGGAGACUGGCUCAGGGAGGGACCCGCCGCAGCCAGCAGGAGUGAAACCGGGCCUCAGGAACAGGAGGGCACCUCCCGUCCAUUGAGCGCCGACUGCAUGCCAGGAGGAGCGCCCGAGAUGGAUGACUACAUGGAGACGCUGAAGGAUGAGGAGGAGGCCUUGUGGGAGAACGUGGAGUGCAACCGGCAUAUGCUGAGUCGCUACAUCAACCCAGCCAAGCUCACCCCCUACCUGCGCCAGUGCAAGGUCAUCGAUGAGCAAGAUGAAGACGAAGUGCUUAACGCUCCCAUGCUGCCAUCCAAGAUCAACAGGGCAGGCCGACUGUUGGACAUUCUGCAUACCAAGGGGCAAAGGGGCUAUGUGGUCUUCUUGGAGAGCCUGGAAUUUUACUACCCAGAACUGUACAAACUGGUGACUGGAAAGGAACCCACCCGGAGAUUCUCCACCAUUGUGGUGGAGGAGGGCCACGAGGGCCUCACGCACUUCCUGAUGAACGAGGUCAUCAAGCUGCAGCAGCAGAUGAAGGCUAAGGACCUGCAGCGCUGCGAGCUGCUGGCCAAGUCCCGACAGCUGGAGGACGAGAAGAAGCAGCUGACGCUGAUACGCGUGGAGCUGCUGACCUUCCAGGAGCGGUACUACAAGAUGAAGGAGGAGCGGGACAGCUACAACGACGAGCUGGUCAAGGUGAAGGACGACAACUACAACUUGGCCAUGCGCUACGCCCAGCUCAGCGAAGAGAAAAACAUGGCCGUCAUGCGGAGCCGAGACCUCCAGCUCGAGAUCGAUCAGCUGAAGCACCGGCUGAAUAAGAUGGAGGAGGAGUGCAAGCUGGAGCGGAAUCAGUCACUGAAGCUCAAGAACGACAUCGAGAAUCGGCCCAAGAAGGAGCAGGUUCUGGAGCUGGAGCGGGAGAAUGAGAUGCUGAAGACCAAGAUCCAGGAGCUGCAGUCCAUCAUCCAGGCCGGGAAGCGCAGCCUGCCGGACUCGGACAAGGCCAUCCUGGACAUCCUGGAGCAUGACCGCAAGGAGGCCCUGGAGGACCGACAGGAGCUAGUCAACAAGAUCUACAACCUGCAGGAGGAGGUCCGCCAGGCGGAGGAGCUGCGAGACAAGUACCUGGAGGAGAAGGAGGACCUGGAGCUGAAGUGCUCGACGCUGGGGAAGGACUGCGAAAUGUACAAGCACCGCAUGAACACGGUCAUGCUGCAGCUGGAGGAGGUGGAGCGGGAGCGGGACCAGGCCUUCCAUUCCCGGGACGAAGCGCAGACGCAGUACUCACAGUGCUUGAUCGAGAAGGACAAGUACCGGAAGCAGAUCCGCGAGCUGGAGGAGAAGAACGACGAGAUGCGGAUCGAGAUGGUCCGGCGGGAGGCCUGCAUCGUGAACCUGGAGAGCAAGCUCCGGCGCCUCUCCAAGGACAGCAGCAGCCUGGACCAGAGUCUGCCCAGAAACCUGCCCGUGACCAUCAUCUCUCAGAACUUCGGGGACAGCAGCCCCAGGACCAACGGGCAGGAGGCUGACGAUUCUUCAACCUCAGAGGAGUCCCCGGAAGACAGCCGAUACUUCCUGCCCUACCACCCGCCCAAGCGGAGGAUGAACCUCAAGGGCAUCCAGCUGCAGAGAGCCAAGUCCCCCAUCAGCCUGAAGCGCGCCUCAGAUUUUCCAGGGAGGGGACAUGAAGAAGAUGGCAUGGACGUCAGCCCGGGCUCCUCCAGGUCCCUGCCUGUCACCAGCUCCUUCUCCAAGAUGCAGCCGCAUCGGAGCCGUUCCAGCAUCAUGUCAAUCACUGCCGAGCCCCCAGGAAACGACUCCAUCGUCAGGCGCUAUAAGGAAGACGCGCCUCAUCGGAGCACAGUCGAAGAAGACAACGACAGCGGUGGAUUCGACGGCUUAGACCUUGACGAUGACAGUCACGAGCGGUACUCCUUCGGCCCCCCCUCCAUCCACUCCUCCUCCUCCUCCCACCAGUCUGAGGGCCUGGACGCCUAUGACCUGGAGCAGGUCAACCUCAUGUUCAGAAAGUUCUCGCUGGAAAGACCCUUCCGGCCAUCGGUCACGUCCGUGGGGCACGUGCGGGGUCCCGGGCCCGCGGUGCAGCACACCACGCUGAACGGGGACAGCCUCAUCUCCCAGCUGACCCUGCUCGGGGGCAACGCGAGCGGGAGCUUCAUCCACUCGGUCAAGCCAGGCUCCCUGGCUGAGAAGGCCGGCCUCCACGAGGGCCACCAGUUGCUGCUGCUCGAGGGCUGUAUCAAAGGCGAGAGGCAGAGCGUCCCCUUGGACACGUGCACCAAAGAGGAGGCGCACUGGACCAUCCAGAGGUGCAGCGGCCCCGUCACUCUGCACUACAAGGCCAACCAGGAAGGGUACCGGAAGCUGCUGAAGGACAUAGACGAGGGGCUUAUCACGUCCGGCGACUCCUUCUACAUCCGGCUGAACCUCAACAUCUCCAGCCAGCUGGACGCCUGCUCCAUGUCCCUGAAGUGCGACGACGUCGUGCACGUCCUGGACACCAUGUACCAGGACAGGCACGAGUGGCUGUGUGCGCGGGUCGACCCCUUCACGGACCACGACCUGGACAUGGGCACCAUCCCCAGCUACAGCCGCGCCCAGCAACUGCUCCUGGUCAAGCUGCAACGUCUGAUGCACAGGGGCAGCCGGGAGGAGGCGGACACGGCACACCACACCCUGAGGGCCCUCCGGAACACCCUGCAGCCCGAAGAACCCCUUCCCACCACGGACCCCCGGGUCAGCCCCCGCCUCUCCCGAGCAAGCUUCCUCUUCGGCCAGCUCCUCCAGUUCGUCAGCAGGUCUGAGAACAAGUACAAGCGGAUGAACAGCCACGAGCGAGUCCGAAUCGUCUCCGGGAGCCCGCGGGGGAGCCUGGGCCGGGCCUCGCUGGACGCCACAAAGCUCCUGACCGAGAAGCAGGAAGAGCUGGACCCUGAGAGUGAGCUCGGCAAGAACCUCAGCCUGAUCCCCUACAGCCCGGUGCACGCCUUCUACUGCGAGCGCCGUCGGCCCGUCCUCUUCACGCCCACCAUGCUGGCCAAGGCGCUGGUCCAGAAGCUGCUCAACUCGGGGGGCGCCAUGGAGUUCACCAUAUGCAAGCCAGAUGUUGUCACGAGAGAAGAGUUCCUCCGAAAGCAGAAGUCAGAGACUAUCAUCUACUCCAGAGAGAAGAACCCCAACACCUUUGAAUGUGUCGUACCUGCCAACAUCGAGGCAGUGGCAGCCAAGAACAAGCACUGUCUGCUGGAGGCUGGGAUCAGCUGCACCCGAGACCUGAUCAAGUCCCGAAUCUACCCCAUCGUGCUCUUCAUCCGCGUGUCAGAGAAGAACAUUAAGAAGUUCAGUCCAGGGACAUGGCGCUGACCUCCAGCAGCAGAGACAGUAACAUACACGUAGGUGGAAGGUUUCCAGGAGGAUGCGUGCCAGGAGGGCCAGGUGGGCGCCGCAGGACCCAGGUGGUCCAGGAAGCUGAUGUUGGUGCAGACCCACUACAGUGAGGCCAGGUCGGGCGGGUGCAGAGGGCACAGCUGGCGCCCAGACCCAGAGGUGGGAGGAGGCCAGUGUGGGCAGAGCCGUGAGAAGGGACUUUGUAGCCAAGUGGGGUCCAGCCACGCCAGCCCAUGUCGGCCAUAGGACAGUGUGACAUCUCCUGAGUGAGACAGAGCUACUGGUGGUUUUGAGGAAUGACAUAAUCUAACAUGGGAUGGCAAGGCCCACUGGCUGCUGUGCCAAGACGGGCAUCGCGACAACCUGGACAAAGGACCAUGAUGCGGGAUGGGUCCCGUCUGGUGAGCAAUGAGGAAAGUCCGAUCCUGGAUCCACCAAGGUCAAGCCCGUGCAAUUGGGGGAGGGGUCAGCUGUGGGAUUUAAUAGAAGGAGGAAAUCAGGAUGAUGCCGAGGUGGGGGGCCUGCCUGUCACAUGGUGGGGGGCCUGCCUGUCACGUGGUGGCGUCUCUGGUCCCCACCUCUCCUCACACCAGCUGCAGCUGAGACUGAGGGUGGCCAGGCCACUCCAUUCUUCCCCCAGGGUUUCCCAUUAGGUGCCAGGCUUAGGGAACCAUAAGUCAAUGAGACCAGAGUCCCUACCUCAUCGCCUCACAUGCAUCAGAAGAGCUGCUGCACAAACACCAGAAACUGACACAGGUGGGCCCAGACGGGGAGAAGUUGGAGCCCUUGCACACUGCAGGGGGGUGGGAGAUACAAAAGGGUGCAGCUGUAUGGAGAACAGCAUGGAGGCUCCUCAAAAAUUAAACAUAGAGGAGCUCCCGUUGUGGCUCAGCAGGUUAAGAACCUGACUGGUCUCCCAGAAAGUGUGGGCUCAGUUCCUGGCCUCCCUCAGUGGGUUAAGGAUAUCCAGCAUUGCUGUGAGCUAUG
This is a messenger RNA of Phacochoerus africanus (Common warthog), 4640 nucleotides long. It is a transcript of the gene CARD11, whose product is annotated as caspase recruitment domain family member 11. Lineage: Eukaryota; Metazoa; Chordata; Mammalia; Artiodactyla; Suidae. The transcript is spliced from 25 exons. Bases 351 to 3629 code for a protein of 1092 amino acids. Gene Ontology annotation, molecular function: protein binding. The record is from RefSeq and is a predicted model, not a curated record. Gene Ontology annotation, biological process: regulation of apoptotic process; positive regulation of canonical NF-kappaB signal transduction.